Molecule: messenger RNA, 1143 nt
Organism: Filobasidium floriforme
Lineage: Eukaryota; Fungi; Basidiomycota; Tremellomycetes; Filobasidiales; Filobasidiaceae
Exons: 4
Coding region: 1-1143 (380 amino acids)
Cellular component (GO): intracellular membrane-bounded organelle
Molecular function (GO): phosphatidylinositol binding
Source: RefSeq, a predicted model, not a curated record
AUGAGCGAGAUUCAGAAUGUAGCGAUCGUGUCUCACGAGGUCAAGAAGGACGAGGCAAAACCGUUUGUGACGUACAAUGUCAAGGUCUCGACUGCCACCCGAUCAUGGACCGUCCAGAGGAGAUACAACGAUUUCUGUGCCUUGCAUGCCGAGCUGAAGUCGUCAACGGGCAAGGAACCCCCGGCACCGCUUCCGCCGAAGCACUCGUUCCGCUGGACCAGAAGUAUUGAUGACGCCAGGCUUAUCUCGGAACGUCGGACAGGGUUGCAGGAAUACCUUCAAAAGAUCUUGGCUUGUAAAGACCCUCGAUGGAGAUUGGCCUUUGGCUUUCUCGAUUUCCUCGCCGUCCCGGCCAAUCUCCCCGGGGCCAGCUCGCGAACAAACGACUCGACGGCGGAUAAGCUGGCUCGGUAUAUACCCUCAUCACAACCUCAGGGUGGGCAGGUUCAGUUCACCUCGUCCAGCUGGAUGACGGAGCACAACGCGCUACAACAAUCGUUACGGACCGUCCGAGCGAGCCUUUUGAAGCGGGACGCGUUGGCUGGAAUGGGAGAUGCAGGGGCCUCCAGGUCUGCCAAUAUCGAGGCAAAGCGCAGUCUGAAAGAACUCAAGGUCAGGAUGGAGUCGCUCGACAAGGGCCUGGAAGCUGUCGAGGGGCUCGGUCAAGGGGAGCGUUCCCGGCGAGAGGGAAUGAUCAUCAGCCUCAAGGACGAGGUCGGGAACGUGGACAAGAUGGCUGAAGCGGGCGUCCGGGUGGCAUCAAACCAGUCUGCUAGUACCAGUAUGGGCCGAUCUGGAACGCCUGUGAAUGAGAACGAUCGAAAGGCCUUGUUGGGCGGGGCAGCAUCUCGGCCAGCAGGUCGAGUAUUCGGUGCUGUCGCUCAUCAAGCACCUCAGGAGACAGCAGAGACCCGGCCGUUGGACGAUCAAGGUCUGGUGCAGCUCCAGCAGCAUCAGAUGGACAGCCAGGACUCUCAGCUCGAGCAACUGUCUUCAGUCUUGCAGCGACAGCUGAGGCUCGGCCAGGAUAUCGGCAAGGAGAUUGGCGAGCAGAACGACAUGUUGGACGAUUUGAGCGCUCAGGUCGACAAGACCGGUGGCAAGCUGGGCCGUGCCAAGAGACAGAUGAAUAGACUCGGUUGA